UCUGCACAGCACCAGGCACUUCGGCUUCUCCUGAUGCCCUGACCCUGCACUGCUGGGGACGUCUGGGCUUUGAAGGCAGAACUGUGAGAUUUCUGUUCCCCUAAAUUUCACAAAGCCUCCGUUUUUGGCUGCAAAGGGACCAGCACGUGGUGUGGAGAUGGGGAACAUGGACGGGAAAACCGUGGAGGAGCUGAGCACCACCGAGUGCCACCAGUGGUACAAGAAGUUCAUGACAGAGUGUCCUUCUGGCCAGCUCACCCUCUACGAGUUCAAACAGUUUUUUGGCUUGAAAAACCUGAGUCCGGCAGCGAACAAAUACGUUGAGCAAAUGUUUGAGACGUUUGACUUUAAUAAGGAUGGCUACAUAGAUUUCAUGGAAUAUGUGGCAGCUCUGAGCCUGGUGCUGAAGGGGAAGGUGGAUCAGAAGCUGAGGUGGUAUUUCAAGCUCUACGACGUGGAUGGGAACGGCUGCAUCGACCGGGCUGAGCUGCUGAACAUCAUCAAAGCCAUUCGAUCCAUCAACCGCUGCAACGAGAAGAUGACGGCGGAGGAGUUCACAGACAUGGUGUUCAACAAAAUCGACAUAAAUGGAGAUGGCGAGCUGUCCCUGGAGGAGUUCAUGGAGGGCGUGCAGAAGGACGAGAUGCUGCUGGACAUCCUCACCCGCAGCCUGGACCUGACCCACAUCGUGCGCCUGAUCCAGAACGACGGCAAGAACCCUCACGAGGGCGGGCAGGACGCCCAGGCUGCCCCGUAGCUCCCGGGACGCUUUCCCCUGGCCUCCCCUGGCACCGCCGGCUCGGAUGGGGCCGUGGGGCUGUGGGGCCGCAGCUCCCCACUGACAGACCUGUGCCCGGGCAGCGAGAGGAGAGGCCUCUGCAGGGAGGGCUGCAGAGCUGGGCUCGUCCCACACGGACCCGCAGAGAGGGGACAGCCGGUGCUCCCCGGGCAGGGGAGCAGCACCAGCCUGUGCAGGUCGAGAAUCCCCAAAAUUCCCACCGAGGCUGUGGCCAACACCCCCCCAGCAGGGUCCAAGCAGGGGCUGCCCAUGGCUUGGCCCCGGUGAGAGGGGUCCUGGAAAAGCAGACUUAAACCUUCUCCUUCCAUUUGUAUUUCCAGAGCAAGCAAUCAACAGUUCUGGUCACUCCUUCCUUCACUCGCUAUUAUUAAUCAGCAGUGAUUAGUGAUGAUGUGAGAUAAAACAUUCAUGAGCUAGAAAAAGGGGAGGGGUGAAUGCAGUGGCUUUUCUAUGUUUAAAAGCAUUAAAAACAUUGAAUGGUGCCUUUUUUUAACAACCUCCUGGACUGUAAGGAAACACUUCUCCCUGAAGC
Messenger RNA from Vidua chalybeata, 1331 nucleotides. It is a transcript of the gene GUCA1A, whose product is annotated as guanylate cyclase activator 1A. NCBI's taxonomy places the organism in Eukaryota, Metazoa, Chordata, Aves, Passeriformes, Viduidae. Bases 158 to 757 code for a protein of 199 amino acids. Gene Ontology annotation, molecular function: calcium sensitive guanylate cyclase activator activity; calcium ion binding. Gene Ontology annotation, cellular component: cone photoreceptor outer segment; photoreceptor inner segment. The record is from RefSeq and is a predicted model, not a curated record. Gene Ontology annotation, biological process: visual perception; positive regulation of guanylate cyclase activity. The transcript has 4 exons.